CCGGCUCGAAUCUAGCUACCCCGCACUCGAGCAAGCGAUUGAAUUGUCCGGUUUGGGGGCAGAAGCAACAGGUAUUUCAGAGGCUCGAGAUUGGAGCUCUCGUCGACAUUUCUCCUCACGACAGCAAGCAUGGCGACCGCUACUACCACUGCGACGAUCGACUCGCGCUCCGCCACCGCCACCGCCACGGCCAAGCAGGCGGCGCCUGAGAAGGAGCAACGCCCGCAGCUGCCACCGCGUUCGAAGCGCUGGUGGCCCGUCUCCAACCCUCGCCCUACUCAAGCCAUCUUCGACCUCGUUCUUCUUGGCGCCUUCAUCGCCUGGCAACGGUCCAGCACCGCGCACAACUUCUACUCCUCCCUCGCUGCCCGCUACUCCGUCUUCGACAUCAAUGCCUAUGGGGCCUUUGGCAUCACCACCCUCGUCUACUGGGCCGUAGCGGGCCUCUUUGCCAUCGUGGACCUCACGCACUGGCCGGACAUCGUAUUCAGGUACAAGGUGCAGCCCUUCGAGAAGGUGACCAUCAAGGAGUAUGCCAAGAUUGCAAAGGUGGCAGCAAAGAACCAGCUCUUCGUUGUUGGACCUCUGCUUGCUGGGCAGGCAUACUUAGCACCCUACCCAGUCGAGGCCAGCGCCGUGCCCGGGUCAUGGGCAACGUUGGGGUACAUUGCAGCUAGUAUUGCGGCGAUCGAGGUGGGAUUCUAUUACGUUCACAAGACGAUGCACAAUCCACGUCUGUACGCGCGCUACCACAAGCAACACCACGAGUUCACGGCGCCUGUAGGACUGGCUGCUACGUACUGUGGCGUAGUGGAGCAUCUGACAAGCAAUCUCGCACCCAACGCCAUUGCUAUGGCGCUUCUGCGACCUCACUGGAGUGUCGCGACCUUCACCUUCUGCUUCCUCGAGAUCAGCACCGUCUGCGCUCAUUCCGGGUAUAAUCUGCCUUGGGCUCGCAGUAGCUUGAGACAUGACUAUCAUCAUUUCAAAUUCGAUGUGAACUACGGCCCCAUCGGCGUCCUUGACGCGAUCCACCGCACCGAUACCUCGUAUCGGGCUGCGCUUAGUGAUGCGCUGGCCAGGGCCAAGGGCGACGCUGGACGUGCGAGGAGCGAGCUGUUGAGCAGGUUGGCUGCUUGGGAGAAUGGGGCGCGAGAGGAUGAGCCCGCCGCGACUAAGAAGGUCGGCCCUGUCGGUCGGGGUGACUCAGGUAGCGACUCCGACUGAAUGCUCCUCCCUGUAUCGUGGCCUACUUUGUAGCAGCUCUGUCACUAUCCCUCUGUCCCUCUCUCUCAACUAAGCGUAGCCGGCCUGAAUCGUCCAUAGUAGUCCCUCCCUCUUGCCUCGUGCAACUCGGCCCACGUCUCCGGCAACGACCCCACCUUCUUGG
Molecule: messenger RNA, 1390 nt
Organism: Jaminaea rosea
Lineage: Eukaryota; Fungi; Basidiomycota; Exobasidiomycetes; Microstromatales
Product: C-4 methylsterol oxidase
Exons: 2
Coding region: 130-1227 (365 amino acids)
Biological process (GO): sterol biosynthetic process
Molecular function (GO): C-4 methylsterol oxidase activity; iron ion binding
Source: RefSeq, a predicted model, not a curated record